This is a messenger RNA of Theobroma umbraticum, 1356 nucleotides long. NCBI's taxonomy places the organism in Eukaryota, Viridiplantae, Streptophyta, Magnoliopsida, Malvales, Malvaceae. The record is from RefSeq and is a predicted model, not a curated record.
AUGACUCUUAACACAAAACUUUGUUUUUGUUUCAUGACUAAUUUGACUAUGACUAUGGCCACCUGCAAACGACUCUUCUUAAUUCUUUUGAUUCAAUGCAUUUUAUUGGCUGGAUCUUGUGAUAAUCAACACUACAUUUUUGAUGUCAUUAAUUUUGGAGCCAUUGGAGAUGGAGCUAACGAUGAUACAGAGGCCUUUGAGCAUGCUUGGGAUGCUGUUUGCGGAUCUUCAGUCUCUUCACCAACCUUCCUUGUACCUGGAGGAAAGACCUUUGUGCUACAACCCUUGACUUUCAAUGGCCAAUGCAACUCAACUACCUUCACUUUCCAGGCAAUUAUAUCUCUUCUCCCAUAUCAAUUCUAUCGUGUUUUGCACCUUUUGGUCAGAAUGGCUGCAAGCAUAAUUAAUGGCACUAUCAUUGCCCCAAGCAAUCCUUCUGAAUGGAAAUGCAAUGAUAAAAACUGUCACGAGUGGAUUACGUUUGAACAUUUUGAUGGCCUCUCCAUUCAAGGAUCUGGUACCAUCAAUGGCCAGGGAACAAACUGGUGGACUCUUUCUUGCGAAGAUAAUGAAGAGGUCUGUGACAAAAAGGCAACGGGCUUUGUUAUAGCACACUCCAACAACGUACAGAUUAGUGAGUUAACCUUUGAGGACAGUCCCAAAGUGCACAUCUCAUUAGAAAGGUCUACGUUGAUUAAUGCCACCAGACUCACAAUCCAAGCCCCAGGGGACAGCCCCAACACUGAUGGCAUUCACAUCCAGCACUCCACUAAUGUCUCCAUAGACCAAUGUCUCAUCCAGACUGGCGAUGAUUGUGUAUCAAUCGGAGACGGUUCAUCAUACAUCGAUAUUAGCAACAUCAACUGCGGUCCAGGCCAUGGGAUCAGCAUUGGAAGUCUUGGAAGGAAUGGAAACAAUGAGAGCGUUGAAUUUGUUCAUGUAAGGGAUGUUUCUUUCAACAGAUCAACGAAUGGGGUUAGAAUAAAAACAUGGCAGGGAGGACAUGGGCAUGUAAGAAACAUAACAUUUGAACGUAUAACAUCUCAUGGCGCAAGACGACCUAUCAUCAUCGAUCAAUAUUAUUGUCCCCAUGAUCAUUGCAGCAAUGAAACCUCGGCGGUGGAGAUUGACAAUGUUGCUUACAGUCAAAUAGAAGGGACAACAGACAAAGAGACUGCAGUGCAGCUUGCAUGCAGUGAAUCAACUCCAUGCACAAACAUCUUCAUGAAAGACAUAAAUUUGCGAUAUGAAGAAGAUGAAGAGAAGACUUCAUCAUAUUGUUUGAAUGCUCAAGGGUUGAGAAAUGGAAGAGUUAGUCCCAAUGUAACUUGUUUACAACAAGAUGAUAAUUUCUAA